Molecule: messenger RNA, 4983 nt
Organism: Cladocopium goreaui
Lineage: Eukaryota; Dinophyceae; Suessiales; Symbiodiniaceae
Source: the annotation of a GenBank genome assembly
AUGGCUGCGACCAGCGUGCUCCACUGGUCGAGUUUCAUCAUCCUGCGUUGGAAACACCGCUGCGCUUCGAGCAGUGCCACGUCUAGUGACUUCGUGCAGGGCACCUCUUCGGUUCUGUGGCCGGCCGCCACGCGCCUGGCGGAGCACUUCUGCGGCGCCGGCAGGGCGCCCGGGGGCGGCGCCUGGACGACGCUGCGCGGCCUGGAGGUGGGCGCCGGGCUGGGGCUGACGGGCGCUGCACUGGCGGCGCUGGGAGUGGCCAUGGUGCUGACGGACUGCGAGGUGGCCAUGCCCUUGCUGAGAAGAAAUCAGGAGCUGUUGGCAGAGUCCUCGGUGGAGUUGCAGGUGUGCAGACUUGACUGGGGAUCCAAAGUGGAUGAGGAGGCACUUCUGGCAGAGUUUGGGCAGUUCGACCUGAUUGUUGGAAGCGACAUUAUCCUCUCCUCCUUUGAUCUGGACAAGCUUUUCAGCAGCUGCUACGCUUUGCUGGCACGGUCAGCAGAGGCCCGAUUGAUUUUGGCCUUUGAGUUUCGAGAAGAUUGGCAAGCCAUUAGCGACUUCAUUGGUUGGGCGGAAGCAGCCAACAUGGAGGUGCAACAUGAGGAACUGGGAGAUCCAGAUGAUGAGAUUUACCUCUACACCUUCCGUUGGAAAGAUGUCAAGGAGGUGGUGCUGGAAAACUUUAAGUCUUAUGAAGGGCAGGUGCGCGUGGGGCCUUUCAAAAAAUUCACCUGUGUGGUGGGUCCCAAUGGAGCUGGGAAGUCGAACCUAAUGGACGCCAUCAGCUUCGUCUUGGGUGUGCGCACGCGACACCUGCGCAGUGACCGACUGCAGGAGCUGGUGCAUCGCCAUGAGCAGGAAGCCGUGAGCGAUGUCAGCGGCAAGCGCUCUUCUGUGGAGCUGGUUUAUGUUGAUGAGUCAGGAGAUCGCCCCAGAGAGAAGACCUUCAGACGUGUCAUCCAGCCAGCUGCGGAGGCACGUUUUCAGAUCGAUGGGGAGCCAGUGUCGCAAGAAGUUUAUCUUAGUAGCCUGGAGGAGAUCAACAUCUUGUCCAAGGCACGUAAUUUUUUAGUCUUCCAAGGGGAUGUGGAGGCUGCAGCUCAGCGCCAGGGGAAGGAGCUGACCACCUUUCUGGAACAGGUUUCAGGCUCCAUCGCUUUUCGAGCGGAGUAUGAGAAGCUGGCUGCGGACAAGGCCCAGCGAGAGGAUGUGGCACGGGAUCUCUACACCAGGAAGAGAAAUGCCCUCAGCGAAAAAAAGAGAAUGUCCCAGCAGAAGGAGGAGGCUGAGAGGUAUCGUAACAUCGACACAGAAAGGAAGCAGCUGCAGGCAGAGUUCGUGCUCUUUCGGGUCUGCUGUGCUGAGACCAAGGUUCAGGAGAUUGCUGCGAACAUCCAGAAUCUGAGAGCAGAGGUGGAUGAAGCCCAGGUGCAUCGGAAGGAGGCGGAGCAACAGGUGGUGGAGGCUGAACAGCAGCGGGCCCAGGUGCAGCUGGCGGUCAGCAACGCGGAAAAGGGCCUCCAAAGCACCAAGGGCCACUUGCAACAACUGAGUCCUGAUCAGCUUCAGGCGCGCAGUGAGCUUCAAGCCCUGCAACGGCGGCAGCAGGAGGCCAGCCAUCACAAAGAGUUGGAUGCUGAACGAGAGAGGCAGCUGACGCAAGAGGCUGAUGAGCUGAAGUUGCGCGUGAAGCAGUUGGAGGAGGAGCUACAGACCUUGAGGGCCCAGAGACCCGAGAUGCCAUUUUCUGAUCAGCAGUGGCAGCAGUUUCGAAAGGCACAGGAAGAGGCCGAGCGCCUCACCAGUGGCCAGAGCCAGGAGGUGAAGGAUCUGGAACAACGCCUCAAGGCCAAACGAAAGCAGAGGGCCAUGGCGGAGAUGGAUCGCAGAGAGGCUGAUCUUCGCGUUCGACACCUGAAGCAGAAGGUGGACGGCCUGCACCCCUCUGUCGAGCUGAAGCGAGAGGCGCGCGCCAGCCGUCAAAGUGAGUUGGAUGUCCUUGCGGCGGAGUUGCAGGGCAUGGCGGAGGGUCAUCAGAGCCGAAGUAGUGCCAGAAAAAAGCUUGAAGACGAACGAAAGCUCAUCAUGGAGGAGAUCCAGCAUAUCACAGCCACUGAGCAGCAGAUCGAGAGGGAACGCAGGCUGACGCAGGUCUGCCAAGACCUUGCCCAAGUGAUCCCGGGCGUUUCUGGUCGAGUGGUGAACCUCUGCCAGCCUGUGCAGAAGAAAUACCGCGUGGCCGUGAACGUGGCGUUGGGAAAUUAUAUGGAUGCGGUGGUCACCGACAGCAUCCAACAUGCGCGGCAAUGUGUGCAACACCUGAAGGAGCGCAUGAUGGAGCCAUUGACCUUCCUCCCCAUGGAUAAUCUCAGAGCCGCGCCCGUGGAUCAGCUGAAGGAGACGCUCCGUGGCCACAAAUCCCUGCGACCCGCGUUGAGCUGUAUCUCCCACGAGCCGCACUUGAACCGGGCCUUUCAGUUCAUGCUGUCGGAUGUGGUUGUGGCAGAUUCGCUGGAAGAUGGACGUCGCUUUGUCUUUGAACACCUUAAGGAUGCCGGCAUCAAGUGCAGGGUGGUGACGCUGAAUGGCGAAACCAUCUCCUGGGAUGGCAACCUGGCGGUGAGCUCGGAGGCACGGCAGGGCAGCACGCGCUUCGACUUUUCGGAACUGGAGACGAUGAAGGGACGCCUGGAGGCCAUUGACAGCGAAUUGAUGGACAUGCGCUCCAAGCAUUCUCGCGAAAAUGCUGCCUAUGCAGCAGUGGAGGAUGCAAAGAAACAAGCAGAGCUUGUUGUGAGGGAUGCAGAGCGGGAGUUUCAACGUGCAGAGGCGGAGCUGCAAAGUCGUCAGAAGGAGCUAAGUGCAGCAGAACAGCAGCUAUCAGAGGUGGCAACAGAGGAUCCUAAGGAGGAGGAAACGUUGCAGGCUGAGCUCAAGGACUUGGAACAGCGCAUAGGCGUUGCCACUGCCAACCUCUUCCGUGCUCUAGAUACGCAGCUGGGCGCUGAUGUGCGUGGCAUGGAGCGCGAGCUGCGACGGAAGCGGGAGGCCCUGCAGUUCCAGGAAGAUGCGGUGCUACGGCAGCAGGCCGCCUUCAAGGCCGAGCUAGCGAUGCUGGAACUCACCCUGGAGGAAUGCCGCAGCCGAUCUCGUGGUACCAUGGAAGACGAGGCCACCGUGCAGGCUCUGCAGCAACGGCAUCAGGAGCUGGACCAGCAACUGGCCGCUUUGAAGGAGCAGGUCGACAGCGAGGUGGAGGCUUUGCAGAAACAGGGGGAGCUUCUGAAGUCUCAGGAGCAGGCAGUGGCCGCCGCACGACGGGACCUGAAGGAGAAGCAGCGCGAAGCUGCCGAGGGCGAACGGCGCCUGUCCAUGCUGGGGAGCGAACUCAAGGAAGCUCGCGAGGCUCGCUUGCAGCUGUUGUGCCAGAGCCUGUUGGAGGACGUUGAUUUGCCAUUCCUGGGCUCCAAGAAGGACUGCAAGGCGGCCCUGCGGCGAGUGGUCUCGGCUGGCUCAGAGUCCAGCGGACAUGAGCUCAGCAUCGACGUCCAGUUGGACUACCAGCAGCUGCCCGAGGAGCGGCGUGCAGCAGCUGGCUCAGGCCCUGCGAGCAAGUUGUUGGAGGACGAAUAUCGCAAUGAGCUUCGACGUUUGGGAGGACAGUUGGAGCAGGUGCAGCCGAAUCUCAAGGCCAUCGACCAACUGGAGGAGGCGGACCAAGAAGCCAUGGCAGCGGAGCGCGAGGUGCAGAAAGCCAAGAAGAAGAUGGAGGCCGUCGAGCGGAGCUUUGAAGAGCUUCGUUGCCAACGACGAGAGAAGUUUAUGCAGUGCUUCCACCAGGUUCAAGAAGAGAUCCAAGAGGUCUACCGGAGGUGGGCCGCCCCGGCAACAUCGGAGGAGCUCCAGGCGGAAAAUGAAAAACUCAAAGAGAAACUUCAGGAGAAAGUAUGGACCAUGGCUCUAGCCACGGUCAGUGAGAUGGAGAAGAUCUCAGAGGGUGCAAGCCACACAGAGAAGGUCACCUUGCCCAACAGAAUCGCUGCGUUGGAGCGCGCGGUCUUCGGGCAGUCGGCCAGCUCCGACGACUUGGAACGCAUGGUGGCGCUGGAAACGGACUACAAGCAGCUGCAAGAGGACUACAUGGUGCUGUCAAAUGAGUACGAGAAACUGCAGAAUCGGCCGCCUGUGGUGAUCGAAAAGGAAGACAAACGUGCUGACUUCCUUGAGGAGCAGCUGGGCAGAAUGCAGGAGCAAUAUCAGGCCAUGCAGGUGAAACUGAACAAGAUGCGCGUGGAUCAUCUGGAACUGCAAUCGGCCAACAAGGAGCUGACGGAGAAGUUUGACCAAGUGAAGAUCGAAGCGGAGAAAGCGGAGAAACAACUCACGAAUCAGCUGAGAGCGUUGCGUGAGAAGCACACAAGGGUGGCUCAGGAGCUGCAAGAGCUGCGCUCGGCGCAGCACGAGGCAAAGAAACAGCUGGAGCAGCUGCGAGAGGAGAAACUGAAACUCCUCAGAGAGUUGCAAGAACAGCAGGAGCAGUCCCAGCACAUGGAACAGCUGCGAAGCGAUUACGAAUCGCUGUUGGGCAGCUUUCACUGUCUUCAGGAAGACCAUGAGCAACUCGUUGAGAAGAGCAAUCGCUUUCGCAAUAGCCUCUCGGAUGCGUGGAAUGAGUCCAACCAGGUGAACAGCCCGACGGCUGGAGCGCUCUUACCACCUCUGACCCCGAAUUCGCGUUGCCCUACUCCGCAGACGCCGACCGCAGAGAAGUUCGAUCAAAAGAUAGGAUUGGAGGAAUUUUCCAAGGAGGUGCGCUUCCCCGCCUCGCUGCUGGAGCCCCACGGCCCCCUUUCCGUGACGCAGCUGAAAACUCGACUGAUGGAGAUCCGAGGACGGGUUCUCUACUGCAACGACGAGUUUCAAGAAAAGCGAGAGCCGCGACGGAACCCCGUCUCCGUCUACAACGUGGACGAGCUGUCGUAA